Messenger RNA from Westerdykella ornata, 174 nucleotides. RefSeq lists its product as uncharacterized. The transcript has a single exon. The record is from RefSeq and is a predicted model, not a curated record. NCBI's taxonomy places the organism in Eukaryota, Fungi, Ascomycota, Dothideomycetes, Pleosporales, Sporormiaceae. The annotation marks the transcript as partial.
AUGUCCUCUGCUACCCAGUUCGUCACGACGGAUGGCAAAGUCGUUGCGCAGUCAUAUCACCCAUGCCAUCUGUUCGGCCAGGGUGACCUCUAUGGGGUAGGAGUUCGUUGGAGCUUCUACAUACAAUAUGCGGCAGCCAUCAUCGCGCUGUGGUACAAAUUUGACGAGGCCAUA